AUGCCCGGCUUAGACCCUAAAGUUGCGGUCCAUCAUCUCGCUGUCAAGAACGGCACACGUCCUAUCAAACAAGCACAACGACGUUUCAGGCCAGAAUUGGUUCCCUCGAUCGAAAAUGAAGUUAACAAGCUUAUUGAGGCUGGUUUCAUUCGCGAAGUUAAGUUCCCCACAUGGAUUUUGAGCAUUGUCCCUGAUGAAUUUCCACUUCCCAUUGCUGAGCUUAUGAUUGAUGCCACUACUGGAUACGAGGCGAUGUCCUUCAUGGACGGGUCAUCCGGCUAUAACCAGAUCCGCAUGUCACCUAAGGAUGAAGAGCUUACCGCAUUCCGCACUCCUAAAGGUAUUUAUUGCUACAAAGUAAUGCCUUUUGGCUUGAAGAAUGCUGGAGCAACAUACCAAAGAGCUAUGCAAAAUAUCUUCGACAACAUGCUUCACAAAAACGUCGAAUGUUAUGUUGACGAUCUGGUGGUAAAAUCAAGAAAAAAGAGUGAUCACUUGCAAGAACUGAGAAUGGUGUUUGACCUACUACGAAGGCACCAACUCAAAAUGAAUCCUUUGAAGUGUGCAUUUGGGGUUACCUCCGGAAAAUUCCUUGGCUUUGUCGUUCGACAUCGGGGGAUAGAAAUUGAUCAAGCCAAAGUAGAUUCAAUCAUGAAGAUGGCCGAGCCAAGAAACAUCCAUGAGUUGAAAAGUCUGCAAGGGAAGCUGGCAUAUCUUAGGAGAUUCAUCUCGAAUAUAGCAGGGAAGUGUCAGCCGUUCAGUCGUCUCAUGAAGAAAGGUGCUCCUUUUGAAUGGGACCAAGCUUGUGCCAACGCCUUUGAGAGCAUCAAAACUUACUUGACCAAACCUCCAGUUCUAGCGGCUCCUGUGCCUGGAAAGCCAUUGAUACUAUACAUAUCGGCACAAGAAAGUUCAGUUGGAGCACUCUUAGCCCAAGAGAAUAGCAAAGGGAAAGAAAAUGCCCUUUACUACUUGAGUACGAUGAUGACGCCAAAUGAGUUGAAGUAUUCACCGAUUGAAAAGUUGUGUCUGGCCUUAGUCUUCUCGAUUCAGAAGAUGAAACACUACUUUCAAGCUCAUGUAGUUUGUCUUAUUUCCAAAGCAAACCCCAUCAAAUUUGUGAUGUCGAAACCUGUCCUUAGCGAUCGACUAGCAAGGUGGUAUCUCCAAUUUCAACAAUUUGAGAUUGUGUAUGUUUCUCAAAAAGCUGUGAAAGGGCAAGCAUUAGCGGAUUUUCUAGCAGACCAUCCGAUACCCGAUGACUGGGAAUUAACUGAUGAACUACCCGAUGAGGAUGAGAUGGUCAUUGAGAUUCAACAGCCUUGGAAGAUGUAUUUUGAUGGUGCUGCACAUCGCGAAGGAGCUGGCGCUGGUGUGAUAUUUGUCACUUCUCAGGAGGAGGUCUUACCGUAUUCCUUCACUUUAGCACAAUGUUGCUCCAACAAUGUUGCAGAAUAUCAGGCACUCAUACUUGGGCUUGAAAUGGCCGUUGAUAUGAAGCAGUUACACUUGCAAGUCUUUGGAGAUUCUGAAUUGGUAAUCAAUCAAUUGUUGGGUACCUACGAGGUCAAAAAGCCAGAAUUGCGUCCCUAUCAUCACUAUGCACAAAAAUUAAUUGGGUGGCUCGGCAACGUAACUCUCCAGCACGUGCCAAGAAAGGAAAAUAAGAAGGUUGAUGCUUUGGCUGCUUUGGCUUCAACAUUGACUUUGCCUGACCAAGCGCAAAUCACUAUCUGCCAGAAAUGGAUAGUACCGCCGGAGGACGAUGAGGAUGAAGAAAGCAAACUCGAGCUUCUUGUGGCCAUUACUGAAGCUGAGAAAGUCGAUUGGCGACAAACCAUGAUCGAUUACUUGUGUUAUAGCAUUCUUCCAGAAGAUCCAAAAAGAAAGACCGAAAUUCGUCGUCGUGCCCCUCGCUUCCUUUACUACAAAGAUACUUUGUACCGUAGAUUGUUCGAGGGAGUUCUCUUGCGUUGUCUGGGGGAAGAAGAAGCGACUCAAGCUAUGCAAGAAGCCCACUCUGGAGUUUGUGGAUCACAUCAAUCUAGGUCAAAACUACACUUUCAUAUAAAAAGGGUGGGGUAUUAUUGGCCAACAAUGGUAAAAGAUUGUUUGGACUAUGCUCGAAACGUGGUUGGACCGCUACUGAAAGAUUUCGGUAGCCACUUGUACAUCUUAGCUGCAACGGAUUACUUCUCAAAAUGGGCUGAGGCUGUCGCCCUCAAAGAAGUAAAAAAAGAGAAUGUGGCAAACUUCAUUCGAGUAAACAUCAUCUAUCGUUUUGGCAUUCCUAGUUAUAUCAUAACAGAUAAUGGCAAGUCGUUCUCCAACAAAUUGAUGACUAAGAUUUGCGAGCUUUUUGGCUUCAAGCAACGAAACUCGUCUAUGUAUUAUGCUGCUGCAAAUGGACUAGCUGAAGCAUUUAACAAGACCUUGUGCAACUUGUUAAAGAAGGUCGUCUCCAAGUCUAAAAGAGAUUGGCAUGAUAGAAUGGAAGAAGCUCUUUGGGCAUACCGAACGACUCAUCGCACACCGACUCAAGCAACUCCUUAUUCUCUUGUUUACGGAGCUGAAGCGGUCCUUCCACUUGAACGCCAAAUACCUUCAUUGCGGCUCGCUAUCCAAGAAGGGCUCACUGAAGAAGAAAAUGCUCAUCUACGCCUUGAAGAGUUAGAGGCCCUUGAUGAGAAAAGGCUGGAAGCUCAGCAAAGCCUUGAAUGUUAUCAAGCUCGUCUUUCCCGUGCUUUCAAUAAAAAGGUUCGCCUGAGGUCCUUCCAAGUUGGUGAUCAAGUCCUGGCGAGUGUGGUGUUGGUUAAUGAAGCUUUCAUCCGUUCCCAACAUGAGAUAGAUGAUCUCCGAGGCCAACUGGAUGCCCAAGGCCGAGAAACGGAGAAAUACCGGCAUCUCCUUCAGGAGACGGAGGAAGAGUUGAAUCGGGCAGCCGUGCUGGCCAACCUUCAUCCCGAGCUCGAUGCGGCUAAGGACGAAAACCGUCGUUUGAAGGGUGAGCUGGCCGCUAUGACCGACUAUAACUGGAGCCUUGAGGCUGAAAAGAUCGUCCUUAGCCGGGAUAAAGCCCAGUUUUCUUCGAGGCUAGAUGAGCUAGAGACCACGGUUUCCCGACUCCGGGGGGAGCUCGACUCGGUGAAUGCUGAUGCAACAACCCUGGCUGAGAGGAACCGGCGGCUCGAGUCCGAGGCUGCUUUGUCCGACGAGAGCAGGAGGGUGUUCGAAGAGAAAGCCGAGGAGCGAUCUCAGAUAUGCCAAGGCCUAAGAACCGAGCUCGAGGAGGCGGCUAUUGCCAACAAUGCCCUUAAGGCCGAGCUGGAUGCAGCUACUGGUAGGAUAAGUGUCCUUGAGGGGGACCGGGCCGAUUUGGAAGCAAAACUGGCCAAGGCUGAGGCCGACUUGGAUGAAACAUGGAGAAGUGUUGAGGCGGCCAAGGCUUAUACUGCUAUUGUUGCCGAGUAUGAGAAGUGA
Lycium barbarum (goji berry) is the source of this 3480-nucleotide messenger RNA. RefSeq lists its product as uncharacterized. Lineage: Eukaryota; Viridiplantae; Streptophyta; Magnoliopsida; Solanales; Solanaceae. The transcript has 4 exons. The coding region runs from base 1 to 3480 and encodes 1159 amino acids. Gene Ontology annotation, molecular function: nucleic acid binding; RNA-DNA hybrid ribonuclease activity. Gene Ontology annotation, biological process: DNA integration. The record is from RefSeq and is a predicted model, not a curated record.